Lodderomyces theae is the source of this 483-nucleotide messenger RNA. RefSeq lists its product as uncharacterized. The record is from RefSeq and is a predicted model, not a curated record. The transcript has a single exon. NCBI's taxonomy places the organism in Eukaryota, Fungi, Ascomycota, Pichiomycetes, Serinales, Debaryomycetaceae. The coding region runs from base 1 to 483 and encodes 160 amino acids. Gene Ontology annotation, biological process: endoplasmic reticulum to Golgi vesicle-mediated transport.
AUGACAUCUAGAUAUUCAGCCGCCGGCGGCGCUCACCAAAGAGGAGAUUUACGCACCCAGCUAUUCAGCACACCAGGACCUCACAAUUUCACAGGCAUACGUCCACUGCGCAGUCAAACACCACCACUGCGAUCAAACAUGUCGUCUCCCUACGACCCCACACCACGGGCGUCGUCUUCCAAUGCGAAAUUUGAUGAAUCUUUGCUUUCUUCACUAGAAUCACAAAAUGAUGAAGAGUUGAAUACAAUGGGGGCCAAGAUCAACAUGUUGAAAAAUUUGGGUGAGAAAAUGGGGGUUGAAAUAAACAAGUCUGUCAAGUUGAAUGACGAAAUAACAAACGGAUUCGAGAAGGGGAAAGUUACUUUGAAAAAUACAUAUAACAAGAUGGUGGUGAUGAGUCAGCGGGCUGGAAUCAGUUGGAAAAUGUGGUUACUUGUGUUUGGCAUUGUCGUACUAUUUUUCUUCUACGUGUGGAUAACGUAA